Thlaspi arvense is the source of this 354-nucleotide messenger RNA. NCBI's taxonomy places the organism in Eukaryota, Viridiplantae, Streptophyta, Magnoliopsida, Brassicales, Brassicaceae. The record is from the annotation of a GenBank genome assembly.
AUGCCUUCUGGUAGUAGAUCGUGUUAUAUGAAUCCUAUUGCUCUUGCUCUGAUUCCUCUGAGUGAAUUCUCUGACGCUGCUGUGAUGAAGAAGUAUGGAGUGAAGCCAGAUGCUGAAACCCUUGACAUCGCUAACACAGCCGCUAGGAUGAAAUCGAUAAUAGUAGUGAUGAAGAUAUAUUGGGGAGACCCUCGUGAGAAGAUAUGUGAAGCAGUUGAACAUAUUCCUCUCUCAAGCCUUGUCAUUGGUAACCGAGGCCUUGGUGGCCUUAAGAGGAUGAUAAUGGGAAGCGUAAGCAACCAUGUUGUGAACAGCGUGACAUGCCCUGUGACCGUCGUGAAGUCUCACAACUGA